Molecule: messenger RNA, 2111 nt
Organism: Solea solea (common sole)
Lineage: Eukaryota; Metazoa; Chordata; Actinopteri; Pleuronectiformes; Soleidae
Gene: prmt2
Product: protein arginine methyltransferase 2
Exons: 8
Coding region: 121-1653 (510 amino acids)
Biological process (GO): peptidyl-arginine methylation
Cellular component (GO): nucleus
Molecular function (GO): protein binding; protein-arginine N-methyltransferase activity
Source: RefSeq, a predicted model, not a curated record
AACCGGAAGUGAGUGUUCUCAACUGUGGUUCCAACCGCCGAAUGUUCUGUUACAGCUGCUCUCACUUGUGUUUUGUUGUUUGAAAUUUUAAGCUGAUGAAAUAAAGAAAAAAAGCGAGUCAUGCAGUCAGACAAAGAAGGUGGGGACGAUGGGUGUCCUGAGGAAUGUAUUGCUCUGUCCGACUUCACUGGAAGUGGCAGCGACCAGCUUGCUUUCACUAGCGAGGACAAACUGCUUGUGCAUGCCAAGCCCUCAUCAGACUGGUGGUGGGCAGAGCUGCAUGGGGUCAUAGGUUAUGUACCUGCCAGCUAUCUGCGCCCUGUUGGAGCUGCUAAAGAGCGGGACGAGGAAACAUGCCUGGAGGAUCCAUGGCAGGACGAAGAAUACUUUGCCAGCUAUGGUACACUGAGACUUCACUUGGAGAUGUUGUCGGACAAGAGUCGCACUGAGGCGUACCGGCAGGUUAUCUUCACUAACAGUGCUUCUCUGAGGAAUAAGGUGGUGAUGGACCUUGGCUGUGGAACUGGCAUCAUCAGCCUCUUCUGCGCUCAGCUUUCACAACCCUCAGUGGUGUAUGCUGUGGAAGCAAGUUCCAUAGCCGAGUAUACCAGACAGCUGGUGAAGCAGAACGACUGUGAAGAGGUGGUUACAGUGCUGCAGGGGCGAGCUGAAGAGACUGAGCUACCUGUGCAGGUGGAUGUCCUGGUUUCUGAGUGGAUGGGUACCUGCCUGCUGUUUGAGUUCAUGGUGGAGUCAGUCUUGCUGGCGCGGGACCGCUGGCUGAGAAAAGGGGGUGUGAUGUGGCCUUCAUCUGCAGCCCUCGCCCUAGUGCCAUGUCAGGCUGAGAGCUAUUAUGCAGAGAAAAUGGCCUUCUGGGAGCAGCCAUAUGGCCUGGACUUCACCCCUCUUCAGCCUUUGGCACAGAGGGAGUUCUUCACCAAACCCAAGUUCAGUCACCUGAUUGAUCCCAGCGAGUGCCUCAGUGCGCCCUGUGACAUCAUCACCCUGGACAUGUACACCCUGCAAGUGGAAGACCUUGAGGAAAUGAAGGGUCAGUUUCAUUUCUGUGUGGAAAGGUCUGGUGUGUUCCAUGGAUUCACUGCCUGGUUCACUGCUCAUUUUGAAAGCCUGGAGACAGAAGGUGCAACAGUGGAGCUAAACACGGGACCUAACUCUGAGCCAACACAUUGGAAGCAGACUCUCUUCAUGUUAGACAGUCCAGUCAGUGUGUAUGAAGGAGACUCGAUCAGUGGAAGCAUUGUCCUGCACAGGAACCCUAUCUGGAGACGCCACAUGACUGUUACCCUGCAGUGGAACAUCAACAGCAGCAAAGAGGAGACUGACAACUGCCAGGCAAACAUUAAAACCUUCACUUUAUUCACCUUAACCUUAAUGAAUAAUUCAUCUAUAAUGCUUUUUUUUAACCACUGUGGUUCAAUUUUUUUCAUGCAGUGUGACUUUGUUACAUACAUGCGUCGCCAAAGAGUCCUCACUUUACCUUUAGAGUCCUUAGACUUUUUUUUCUUGUGUUUUUUUUGUAUUUGUGUCCAUAGGUUGGAACAAAGAGUUUCCCCAUGUGGAGGUGAAAGGCUCACAAAGUGUCUCAUCAAUGGUGGCGAUCAACUGAAAAUCAGUCUUACACAUCCUCUGUGAGGAUAAGGGUGGGUGAAGUAUCAGCUGUGAGCUGCUGCUGCUGCUGCUGCUGCCGCUGGCCGGUGAUGAAGUUCGACCUUUAUGAUAUAAAAAUAUCACUGUCAAAAGAGCCUCAUCUGGCAGGACAUACAGUCGUAAUGUUGUACACCUGAUAACUACAGGCCCAGGUGAUUUAACACACCAUGAAAUCAGAGCAGGGUAAGCGUAGAAUGAACUCAACUUUCAAUUUGUAUGCUUUUUUUUAUACAAGACUGUGUUGUUUACAGGCUUUAAAACAGAAAAGUUUUUUUUUUUAUCAAGUAUUUGUAGUCUGAGGUGCAACAAAAAAAUGUAAGUCCACUACAUUGUAUUUCUGUAAUGCCUGAAUUUUCUUACAAUAUAUUAUUAUAAAUUAAUAUAUGUACAAUUGAUGAACUAAUGUUGAAAUUCAGUAAAUCAACAUUUUAUUCAACUGCUAA